AUGGCGAAACGACAGAAGAAAUUGUCGUAUUUCUUCACAAACUCCACGACUUCCGAGGACUCUGUCGAUGUCAUUCAUGAGAGAGAAAAUGUUCCAAACACCCCGGACUCGCCAGCGGUUAACGCUACACAAACUGCUGAGAUUGACAGCACGCAAGCCACCAAGAACGCGUUCCAUAAAAAGUCUGAUUCUCUUACUAAAGCCUUGUCAACAGCGUACUGGAUGGCAAAGGAAAACGUGGCGUCAAUGAAGUUUAGUUCUAUGUUGGACUUUAUGGACUACCAGGGUGUUGAUGUCACUAGCAUGAAAGUUGGCGACAAUGCUACAUAUUCCUCACGGGCAUCAGUGGAAGAGUUUCAGGAGUGUAUUGCUGAAGUGGUGGAAUCUGACUUGUUGGAAAAAGUGAAAGCCAGCCCUUUUAUAAGCAUUUUGACGGAUGAGAGCACUGACAUAUCCAACACAAAGAAGAUGGUGCUUUACAUACGACUUGUCGACCAAGAUACAUUUGUUGCCUCGACACACUUUCUUGGCAACGUCUCGAUAGAGGGCUCCUCAGCUACGGCAGAAAUUUUGUUUAAUUACAUUGUUAAUUUCCUUGAGUCCAAGAAAAUACCUUUGUCCAAAAUUAUUGGAUUUGGUAGCGACGGUGCAUCAGUCAUGACUGGAUCCAAAAGUGGUGUAGCGACAAGGCUACGACAGGUGUGUCCGCAUCUUAUUAACAUUCAUUGCAUGGCUCAUCGCUUCAACCUGUGCACUUCACAAGCAUCGCGGAAAAUUCCCUACUUGAAGGAUUCUUUUGAAAAAACCUUCAAAGAUUUGUACUAUUUUUUUGAAAAAUCUGCAAACAGAGUGGCGGAACUAAAGGAAAUCCAAAAGGUAUUUGAAAGUCCUCAGUUGAAGGUGAAAGAGGUGCAUGAGAUUCGAUGGCUGGCAUUCUAUGAUGCUUUGUAUGCCAUUUUCCACAGCUGGAAAGCACUCAUCACCUACUUUAAGAAGAACAACAAGACCCAGCAGUGUCAAGAUCUUUUAGCAAGCAUCAUUGAUCUGAGGUUCGUUUCAUUUUUACACAUAAUGAUGGACAUUAUCCCACAACUAGCACAGAUGAGUAUGUUGCUUCAAAAGUCAGAUCUGGAUGUUGCAGCACUUACACCAGCUCUGGACAACAUUCAUUCAUCACUGAAAAGGGCUGACACCGGGCACACAUAUUACCAGAGUAUCUUACAUGAAAAGUUAGUGACAUCAUCAGCGUAUAAAACGGUUUCAUUUCAAGGUGUCAAACUACAAAUUCAUCGGAGUACACCCAAAAAGGCCACUGAGAAUGUAAACAAAUAUCGCCAUGAAUUUGUGUCAGCACUACAGGAUCAAGUUAAGGCAAGAUUUCCAAAAGAUAGCACAAGUGUUGCCUGCUCAUUUGACAUUCUUGGAUUAAGAAACCUGACCUUCCUAAGUGAGGAGGAACAACUAUCAUUCGGCAAUGAGAAAAUUGCAGUACUUUGUGACCACUUUGGAAGUGAGAAGAAGAUCCUUGAAGUCAUCAGCUCUCCGAAAUUUGACCAGAAAUUUCUGCCAGCUGAAUGGACACUAGCCAAGACUGUCAUUAAGCAGGAGCGAUACCCCAGAGACAGGAUGGCUCAACUAUGGCAAUUGGUUCACCAACAUCAUGCAGAGACAUUCCCAAAUCUACUGAAGCUGGUCCAGAUUGCAAUUCUGAUGCCGUAUCAAACAGCAGACUGUGAGAGGGGGUUCAGUAACCAAAACAAUACAAAAACAUCUUCUAGAAACCGCCUGGAAGGGAAAACACUCAACAGAUUAAUGCUCAUCAAUAUUGAAGGACCACCAUUGAGAGAGUUUGACUUUGGUCGUGCACUGUCCGUUUGGAAAUCAAAGAAAGACAGACGUGUUUUCAAACAUUGACUUGAAGACCAUUAUUGAGAUAAUACUCAAGUUCUGUUAAUUAAAACAAACCAGAUUUAAAACAAACAUUUUGGUGUUUUUUUUUAAUAAAACUAAAACA
This is a messenger RNA of Mizuhopecten yessoensis (Yesso scallop), 2014 nucleotides long. RefSeq names its product zinc finger protein 862-like. NCBI's taxonomy places the organism in Eukaryota, Metazoa, Mollusca, Bivalvia, Pectinida, Pectinidae. Gene Ontology annotation, molecular function: protein dimerization activity. The transcript has 3 exons. The record is from RefSeq and is a predicted model, not a curated record. The coding region runs from base 1 to 1914 and encodes 637 amino acids.